Messenger RNA from Mangifera indica (mango), 2326 nucleotides. Its product is annotated as pentatricopeptide repeat-containing protein At2g17670. NCBI's taxonomy places the organism in Eukaryota, Viridiplantae, Streptophyta, Magnoliopsida, Sapindales, Anacardiaceae. The record is from RefSeq and is a predicted model, not a curated record. The transcript is spliced from 2 exons. Bases 134 to 1519 code for a protein of 461 amino acids. Gene Ontology annotation, molecular function: protein binding.
ACUUAUUCCUCUCCCCUGUCUUCUUUCUUCUUAAGUCUCAACGCCUGCUAAACCCUAACUCUGUUGCGCCUUCAUUCACCAGUUACACUGUUUCACACAGGCUCAAGUAGCAGAACAGAGUAACAAGAGCAAAAUGGGCAAAAUCCCACCUGUUUUACGCUCGUCAGUUUCAGCCAGUACCCUUAUAAGAGCUCCAUUAAAAACUGAAAAUUCCCAACGCCAUCACUUCAACAAAAUACCGUCCAAAAAGCAGCAGCAAAAAGAUUCUGACGAUUCUCAUAAAACGAAAAUAAUCCCAUCUCUGUUUAAGUCGCCUGAACUCUCAGAAGCCAAGAAACUCCUUAACUCCUUUAUUUCUACGAAACAAACCCCACCCGAUCGCCCUUUCCACAACUCUAUCCUUCAGUCCUACGCUUUGGUGUCCACCGUUGAUGAUUCAAUCUCUCUUCUCCAGCACAUGAUUAAAACCAACCCCGCUUUCUCUCCUGACCGUUCAACUUACCAUAUUUUGCUUUCGCAGGCCUGCAAAGCACCUCAUUCUGACCUCUCCCCGGUUCAUAAAACGCUUAAUUUGAUGAUCAAUAAUGGGUUUGAACCAAAUCAGGGGACCACUGAUAUUGCGGUACGAUCACUUUGUUCUGUUAAUCGUGUUGAUGAUGCUGUUGAGUUGGUAAAAGAAUUGUCAUUGAAAAAGUCGCUGCCUGAUAUAUAUACUUAUAAUUUUCUUAUCAAGUGUUUGUGCAAGUGUAGAGCUUUGAGUAGUGUAUAUGGUUUCAUUGAUGAGAUGCGUAGUUCUUUUGAUAUAAAGCCUAAUCUUGUAACUUAUACAAUCUUGAUUGAUAAUGUUUGUAAUACUAAGAAUUUACGUGAGGCUAUGCGACUGGUUAGUGCACUUAAUGAGUCGGGGUUUAAGCCGGAUUGCUUUGUGUAUAACACUAUUAUGAAAGGUUAUUGCAUGUUGAGUAAAGGCAGCGAAGUUAUAGGGGUCUAUAAAAGAAUGAAAGAAGAAGGUGUAGAGCCCGAUCUUGUUACUUAUAACACAUUGAUUUUUGGGUUGUCAAAAUCUGGGAGAGUAGAUGAAGCUAGAAAGUACUUGAAAAUAAUGGUAGAAGCUGGCCAUUUUCCAGAUGCUGUUACAUAUACUUCAUUGAUGAAUGGGAUGUGUAGGAAAGGAGACUCAUUGGGUGCCCUGGCCUUGUUGGAGGAGAUGGAGGCUAGGGGAUGUAGUCCAAAUGCUUGUACGUAUAAUACCUUACUGCAUGGUUUGUGUAAGUCAAGGUUUUUGGAGAAAGGAAUUGAAUUGUAUGGGCUGAUCAAAGAGGGAGGCAUGAAGCUUGAGACGGCUAGUUAUGCCACAUUUGUGAGGAUGCUUUGUCGAGGUGGUAGGGUUGCCAAGGCUUACGAAGUUUUUGACUAUGCAGUUGAAAGUAAGAGUUUGACAGAUGUUGCUGCUUACACAACAUUGGAAAGUACACUUAAGUGGCUGAAGAAAGCUAAAGAAAAUGGUCAUGCAGUCUAAUUGUUCCUUUGGAUCCAUGUUGAGGUUUCUUCUUCAUGAUUCUGCAAGCUGUUACAUACUAACUUUAAGUUGUCAAAAUUGGGACUGGAAUGACUUCUUGGCUGCAUUUCUUAGAUCCAUGUUGAGGUUUCUUCUUCAUGAUUCUGCAAGCUGUUACAUACUAACUUCUUGUCAAAAUUGGGACUGGAAUGACUUCUUGGCUGCAUUUCUUAAUGGCAGCUCUUCGAGGUUGAGGCUCUUGUUGGUUGGGAUUGAGUUUUCUGCAACAACUCCUUGGAAUAAUAAAGAAAUGAUCCAUAUGUAAUUUCCCUUCUGACAGUCUACCUAAACAGAAAAGGUAAAUCAACAUGACAACUGUUUUGGGACAUAAGACUGCUACAAGUUACAGAAUUGCAACAAUAUUGUACUGUCUAGGUGAUUCCUGUGGUAUACUUUUUGUGUGUCUUGUGAGGAUGCAAGUUUUCUGAAUCAAUGAGAAAAAUCGGGGUGCUGCCAGUAGGUUGCGGAAUCAAAGUUGUUAUCUUGGAAGUACUGUGAUCCAUUCCAUACUGCUGCUAAGGCUAGUGGAUUAUCACUUAGAUAAUGAAAGAACCACCAAGCAUUUUUGAGUAGGUAGAGUUGGUUGAACUAAACUUUGUUAUUGAAGAUUAUUGGAAGUUCUGCCAUCGUGUCGUCUUGCUUUUUAGGUUGUCACCUUUUACUGAACUCAUCAAACGGCUGAUAUAGUAUUUAUGAUUGAUUUGCAAUUGCGAAACCACCAUGUAUAUAUCCAUUUUUGUCAGAGUUUAAUCUUUUUGGAUCACAAAA